This is a messenger RNA of Petromyzon marinus (sea lamprey), 5317 nucleotides long. It is a transcript of the gene P3H1, whose product is annotated as prolyl 3-hydroxylase 1. Gene Ontology annotation, biological process: collagen metabolic process. NCBI's taxonomy places the organism in Eukaryota, Metazoa, Chordata, Hyperoartia, Petromyzontiformes, Petromyzontidae. The record is from RefSeq and is a predicted model, not a curated record. Gene Ontology annotation, cellular component: endoplasmic reticulum. Gene Ontology annotation, molecular function: iron ion binding; L-ascorbic acid binding; protein binding.
CAAGGAGAGAGGAGAGAAGGGAACCGGAGGAGAGAGUGGGAGGAGGAGGAGUGGGAGGAGUACUGUAUAGGAGGGGAGAGGGGGAGGCGGAGUGCACAUUCUGUGGGACAGAUCCAAGACCCCCUCCCCAACCCAGCCAAUACCGCUCAGCCACCCGGCUAAUUUUUAAGCAACGGGAUUCCGAGGCGGGCAGUCCAGAAACGAGAAGCCGGAGCUAAGAAGCGGCCUUGGGGUCAGCCACCUCGUCCUCCCGGCUCGUCUCACCGUCUCGCACGCUCGAGUGACUCGGGCCAGCCAAGCCCAGACCAUGACCCGGACGGACGGCGCAAGCGCUCGGCGCUCGCCCCUGCUGCUUUUCACGACGACGACAACGAUGGUGAUGAUGGUGGUGGUGGUGAUGGUGGUGGUGACGCUGGCGCCGGUCUCCACCGUGGAAGUUGCGUCGACGGAGGACACCAGAGCGUCCACCCUGCAGCCCUACGACCUGCUGUUCGACAGCGGUGUGGAGGCGUACCACAGGGGCGAUUGGCGGGCCGUGGUGUCCACCAUGGAGCAGGCGCUGCGCAACCACGCCGAGCGGCGCCGCCUCACUGUCGUCUGCGGGCAGCGCUGCACCAACCACAGCGCCUUCCAUGCCGUGCAGGCUGAGGGGGACCGCGGGGAGUGGAGGAUGUGGGACCUGCGGCUGCUGGAGGCCGUGGUGCGACGCGCGCACUGCCUGCACUCGUGCCUCGAGCAGGCGCUGGGCCCCGCGUCGCUGCACCUUGUCUCCGAGGAGACGCAGCUGGAGUUCCGCAAGCGCAGCCCCUACAACUACCUGCAGCUCGCAUACUUCAAGAUGGACAACCUGGCGGCGGCGGCGGCAGCAGCGCACACGUUCUCGGUGUGGAACCCUGAGCACACGGAGAUGAGGCAGAACCUGGAGUACUACCGCCAGGUGUACAAUGUGGAGGCGCAGCACUUCGUCGACCGCGAGGCGCGGCCGCAUCUCGACGCGUUCCAGCAGGGCGUGGAGCGCUACGCAGCGGAGGAGUUCCCGCUCGCCGUGGAGUACAUGGAGCUGGCGGUGGACGAGUAUUUCGCCGCGGACUCGGAGUGCCGCGCGCAGUGCGAGGGCCCCUUCGACUUCGACGGCUACGCCUACCUGGACUACAACUCGGACCUCUACCAGGCCAUGGCCGACCACUACGUGCAGGUGCUGAAUUGCCGGCAUAACUGCGCCCGAGAGUUGUCCACCCGUCCCGGGCGCACGGCGCCCAUCGAGGACUUCCUGCCGGCGCAUUACAACUACCUGCAGUUCGCGUACUACAAGAUGGAGGAGCUGGAGAGCGCCAUCGCGUGCACGCGCUCCUACCUGCUGUUCCGCCCGGACGACGAGAUCAUGCAGCAGAACGAGCGCUUCUACGUGGCCACGCUGGGGGAGGCGGAGAGCGCCGGAAUCGAGCCCCGCAAGGAAGUGGCGAGCUACGUGCAGCGCUCGCUGCUCGAGAAGGAGAUGCUGUUCUUCGCCAGCGAGGCCUUCGCCACCACCUUCCUGGAUCCCGACACCUGGACCCCUGACUCUGUGAAGCCUCAGAGCCUCCUCCAGCGACAGAGGACGGAGCGGAGCGCAACGUCGCGCAUCUCGGAGGAGAUCGGGAGCCUGAUGCGCGAGAUCGAGGAGAUGGUGGAGGAGAAGACGCGCGAGCACACGCAGCUGGAGUCGCUCAUCAAGGAAGGUGGGCCGCUGCUGUACCCGGGCGUGGUGCUUACCAUGGACUCGCGCGCUCUCAACGGAUCGCAGCGCGCUCUGCUCGAUGGUGUCAUCACGGCCGAAGAGAGUAACGAGCUGCUGGAGCUCGUUAACACGGCGGGAGCCUCGGGUGACGGUUACCGCGGCAAGCCCUCUCCUCACACGCCCAACGAGAAGUUUGAUGGCAUCACCGUUUACAAGGCGCUGCGGUUUGGACAGGAGGGGCGCAUCGCACUGAAGACGGCGCGUCUGUUCUACGAUGUGAGCGAGCGCGUGCGCAGCAUCCUCGAGUCCUACUUCCGGCUUGAGGUGCCGCUCUACUUCUCCUACACGCACCUAGUGUGCCGCACGGCUAUCGCAGGCCAACAGGACAACCGCUCAGACCUGAGCCACCCGAUCCACGCCGACAACUGCGUUCUGGACCCCGAGAGCAAAAACUGCCUAAAGGAACCUCCGGCCUACUUCUACCGAGACUACAGCGCCAUCUUGUACCUGAAUGGAGGCUUCGAGGGUGGGAAUUUUGUCUUCACGGAGUUGGAUGCCGACACAGUCACGGCGGAGGUGGUUCCGCAGGCAGGCAGGAUGGUGGCCUUUUCGUCGGGAGGAGAGAACCCGCACGGUGUUCGCGCCGUCACCAAGGGCCAGCGCUGCGCCAUGGCGCUGUGGUUCACGCUCAACCCCAUCUUCCGCGAGAAGGAGCGAAUCAAGGCCGACGACCUCAUAAAGAUGCUCUUCACGGAACAACAAAGCGAAAGUGAUCUCUUCCCCAACGCGCGGGACGAACUUUGAGAAGUGACACAUAAGCACGGCACGCCACACCCGCUGCACGCACCCAUGAGCGUUCACCGUCUGGAUCCUUCUUUGCGACGAGGACGUUUCUUCAGCCGCAGUGGUUACUCCCGCCUGUGCUACUUGACCUCGCGUCGUUGUAAAUGAAGCUGAUGUCAAAAGGUUGGAAAGUUAAAGAAAGUAAAAAAAAAACUGCUUCGCGUGGGGCAUAUGGCCCUGGUCACGUGACGCUUACCUGUCCAUUAACGGUGAACGGGCAGUUUUGACGAAAACCGUCAUGAUAAAACACUGCCUUUUAACUCCAGAACGUGGUCUUCCAGUGUUUCAGGCCGAUCGAUGGAUUAUUGCAAACCCAUUGCCCCGAAACCUAAGCUCAUUUAAUUUUUGUAUUCUUCCUACGUUAAUGUUGGGCACAUGCACGUAUCUGCCAGCGAGCAUAUUCUCCACGGCACGAUCGCCAUUGAGCUGCAGAGAAUCUUGUUUUUCUGCAUUAUUGCGGGAAUCUGCUAGUGGUGUUAGAGAUUUUAUGAGAUAGCAUUUCUUUUUUACUCGCCACUUCCAACGCACUCCACGAAAUGUUUCAAUCUAAAAUGUUUUUGUAUCUAAUAAUAAUGAUAUGUAAAUUAAAAAAUAAGCAAUUUUAAUGAUGUGCACCGUGGUGCUCGCACGCCUUGCCUUGUAUUCGUAUGCCGCGAUGAAUCUGCGAUCACCGAUCUGCUUUCGGGUUGAACCGCGGGAUGUUCGUCACUGAUGUCUGAUGUAAGUCACGCUGCACGUGCUGUACUCGGGAGUUUCUCGGUGAAGUUUCUUCACGGAGCUCCCAGUACGUGGUGCGAAACGUCGGACGUUGCUCCCAACGACGUGCGGCGCGACCCACAAACACAUCGGAGAGCUUUGCAGCGUAACCGCGGCAAACAUACGUUGUGCUAUCUGUGCUCUUGUUUUCCAUGAGCACUGCAGCUUUGAGUGGUGAUUGUGGAGUCCUUGUCUCCUCUUUUUAACCACCUCCCUCGACUCGUGAUUCCCAAGCUAUUUUUAAAUUUGAACUCCGCUCAGAAGGGGCAUCGACCCUCCGAGUUGUCCUCAUGUUUUGGGUUUUUUAUUCAUUAAUUUUAGCUGCAGUGAUUGCUGUCCCCUCUUGGGGUCAUGACCCACGGUUUGGAAAUCCCUGCCCUUGGGAAUUUCACGACUCGUGCCAAAAAUACAUCGAGAGACUGGUGUAUCUUUUUUUACGAGAAGGGGAAAGUGCAUGAUUAUGCCACGGCACUGUGGAUCGGAACUCGGCAACAACUUUUCCGGCACGUGGUGAUGUAAUGGCUUCUUCACAUGAUCACGCGAGCAAAAGCGGCAUCGGACGCCAGACGUGUCAUUAAAAUUGUCCGAAUGAGGAAAAACGGAGCGAGUUGGUUUACAUUCAUUUCGGGACCAUGGUUCUUCCCUGCAGAAGAAAUGCGGGUGGGGAACUCAUUGGGUCAUUGCUUUGUUCUGUAAAUGAAGAAAGCGGUUUUGUCCAGCUCUUAUUCGUCUUGGGUAGAAAAAAACAAUUGGCACGAGCAAGUGGCCCUUUUUCUGUCGACGCAGAAAUUCGCCGGCCAACACGCACUGUCCCUCCGCAGCUGAAGUUGAUGGCUGCCAUUUGUCGUAAAUUUAGUUUUCAUAAUCUCGAAAAUUGGAGCGUACAAAACUGACACCCUUCUGUAUGAGUCUUAUCAUUUCCACUCGAAAAAGGGCAAAAUACCUGCCCAUUCAUUGCUGCCUUCCUGUGUUUUAAGUUUUAAAUGUUUUUAUUCUCUACGUAUGGUGCUAAUGAUUUUAAUGCGUUCUUGACAAGCCUAAUCCUUUUUUACACUACUUUAAAGCCUAUGAUGUGUUGGUUGGGUUGUACCGCGUGUUGUCCGCAUUGAUAUCCGAUAUUUUGCUCCGCGUGCUAGAUGAUCAGUUUCUGAAGAAAGUUCUGGCAUUUUUUUCGAGAAGCAUGUGGAGCAAAACGUUGGACAUCGUGCCAAACAACACAUGAUAAAAACCCAAUAGCCCCAUCGGGAGCGCACCACAGCACGACCUCCGCUGUACUAUUACUCCUCACAUUAAAACCACUGAGCCUUGGCAGAAGCUAAACGUUUUGAGGUUAUAAUUCAGGAGAGUGGUGGUAGGUAAACCCAUUUGCUGGAACCUAGCACAAACCGCGAGCUGAUGAACGUUUGCAAAUGAAAAUACUUCUCGUCGGCGUUGCCAGUAGUUUUCCGAAUGCUUUAUUUAUACGCAAUGGAAUCACUUGGAAAUGUUUUUUCGUGUUUUUAUUGUACAUAUAUAUUUGUACGCGGGAGUUGUGAUUCACGCGUUUUGUACGUUGUUGGUGAGGCGAGUGCAAACUACCGUAUUCUCCGGAUUGUGAGAAUUCCCCGGAGAAUGAGAGACUCGUAAAACGUGUGCCCGCUUUCAAUAAAGGUAGACAGAUCUGGUCGCGCGCACACACGCCUGCACACGGCCAGGUUGUAAGAUGCACCACCAAUGUUUACUUUAAAAUUUGAAAAUAUGGGGGAGAAGUAGUGUGGAGUGUACAGUGUAGUCCAGAGAAUACGGUACUUACAUAACUAUCAGGUCUAAGCAAACGGGUCAAGAGUUGACCUAUUAACCUUUUGACCUAAUUAUGGCUGCUGAUGUGUGCUUUUUAGAAUUGCCCACGCUGAAUUUGUCUGUUGGGUACCACCUACAUUUUUUUAAAGUUUGUAAAAAGAAUUUACAAAUGGCAUUGAAUUGAUGCAAAAUGAUCACGCAAUAAAAAAAAGUUUUAACGUC